AUGAAAAUGAAUUUUAAAUUAAUCUCACCGUUUUCAACUUCUGCUAUUUGUAAAGUACCAAAUGCAAUAUAUGAAACCAACAGAUCAUGGACUACUGAUCAUUCUGUAAGAUUGAAUCUUCCCACUACACAACAAGCCAUUUUGUCCUUACCUAUGGAUAUAGAUGAAGAAUUGAUCGAUCUCAAUGUAUUGACUAAAAAUGAUUGUAAUAUUAUUGAUAUAACAGGUAUUUAUUCCAAUGGAUAUUUAGAACCAACAAUCUGUGUUACAGUGCCUGUAUCCAUGGAAAAUAUUGGCGAUGAGUCUAUUUUAAGUUUAAUUAAAAAUGAAUUAUCUAAAGAUAUAUUAAAAUUGUCUGUAGAAUUUCAAUUAGAUUUAAUUAUUACUAAGGAUCCAACUUAUUGUAGAUUUAAUACUCAAGAUCCAAGUUAUUCAUUUUAUGUUCAUAUGGUUGGUUUAGAAUCGCAUGUUAAAUGUUGCGAGACUCAUCUAGUGACAGUUUUGAAACUAUUUACGAAUUCAAAAUUAAAUAAACCAAUCUUUGUCGAAUAUUUGGACAUACCAUCAUACUCUUUAUUACCUGUAUGUAUAGGGGUUGAUAUGGUUAACGUUAAACACAUGUCAACAACAUACAAAGCUGAUAUCCAUCUACCGUCAUUGCUAUCAUUUAAUGAAGAUUUAAAAGCUCAACCUCAAAUUUUUUUCUCUGGUGGUAACAGAAGUUUAAUAUCAGAUGCAAAAUUUGUUAUGUCUGAAUACAUUAAAAAAGCAAAAGACAACAUGUUUUAUAGAAAAUUUUCAAGUGUAUCCCCUGCAAAAUUAUUAUUUAUUAGAAAAUUUUGUCAACAAGAGAUAAUAAAAUUAAUGAUAAAAUAUCAUUCUUUUAUUAAAGUAACAAAAUAUUCAAUAGAGUUCCAAGCAUCUUCUUUAGAAUUAUUGGAGAUUAUAACAAAAGUUUUCACUGCAAAAAUUUUACACAACAUAGUAGAGAUUCAAUUAAUAAUGGAUGAUUCUUUCCAUUUUACAAAUGAAAAUAUUAAGAAUAUAUUAGAUGUAUCGGAUAAAAAGCAAAUUAUAGCAAUGCAAUCAUUAGAAAAUACAAAUCAAAUAGUCAUUGUAGGAAAACAUACAAACCACAUGUAUGACAAUGAACCGUUCGAUAAGAAAAGUAAUAUCUCUCAUUAUCUAUCAUCAUUAUUUAGUAAUGAAGCGAUUUUAAAGGCAACUAAACAAUUGAAAGCAUUUUUUGAAAUUCAUCCUGAUUAUGAAGAAUUUAUUUCUGGUAAGAAAAAUGGUAAAUUAACUAGAAUCAUGGAAGUAUCAGAAUGCCUAAUUAGUCUAGAAAUGUAUGAAAAUGAUGAAAACAUGUUUUUAAGUUUAAUUGCUAAUACUUAUCCAGAAUUUUUAAGUGCUUUUCUUCAAUUCAUAGAUGAACUUCCUGCUGAAGAAUCAUUUUUCAUUCCAGAAGUUUAUCAUCGUCCAGUAAUUGGAUCAGGAGGUUCUGUAAUCCAAACAACAAUGAGGAAACAUAACGUUUUCAUACAGUUUUCAAAUAGUUUCCUAUUACCACAAAAUGAGUUCUCUCACAUAAGAUAUGAUAACGUCAUAAUAAGAUGUCCAACUAAAAAUGAAAUGGGGAUUAAAAUGGCCAAGAAAGAAUUAAAUACAUUAGCUCAUAAUUAUGGUUCUUUACAAUGUAAGACUUUAGUAAAGUUUACUCCAGGACAAUACCGUUAUAUAUUAUCAAAUGGUUCAAACGUUAUAAGCCAAAUAGAAAAAACAAUGAAUGGAUAUAUUAUGUUUCCAUUCGAAGAACCUAAGGAAGGAUAUUUAUUAGAAAUUAGAGGAAAUAAUGAAAAUUCAUUAGCUGCAGCAGAAGAAUUAAUCAAAUCAAGUUUCGGUUUAGAAACUGAAAUAUAUUUGAAUGAAACUAUUAAAGAUUUUGAUAGUUUUUAUAAUACUGUUCUCGUUCCGUUCAAAAGAGUUAUGUCAAUUGAAGUUACUUUCCAUGAAGAUAUGAUACGGUUGACAUAUGGACAAGAUAAUAAACAAUUUAGUAAAGCUCUUUUAUUAUUAGAGGAGUAUUUAAGAUCUAUCAAUUUAAGGAUCGUUAAACAAGAAACAUUCCAUGGAGUAAUCAUCGAUCCAGAGACUACCCCUAACGAUGAAGGAAUCAUAAAGAAUCGUAACUUAAAUCAAUUAGAUCAAUACCAAAAUCAUUCAAGAUUGCAAAAUAAAAACUCAGGGACAUUUAUUAAACCAUCAAAAGUAUACUCUCAGUAUCCUUACUCAAGAUAUGGAUAUUCUUAUGAAUGUGAAAAUGGUUACAGAUAG
Vanderwaltozyma polyspora DSM 70294 is the source of this 2334-nucleotide messenger RNA. RefSeq lists its product as uncharacterized. The transcript has a single exon. Gene Ontology annotation, molecular function: RNA binding. NCBI's taxonomy places the organism in Eukaryota, Fungi, Ascomycota, Saccharomycetes, Saccharomycetales, Saccharomycetaceae. The coding region runs from base 1 to 2334 and encodes 777 amino acids. The record is from RefSeq and is a predicted model, not a curated record.